GACGACGACCAUUACUACAAUGAAGCACUUUGGUGUCUACAUAAAGAGUGCAAUCCAUCACCCCAAAUGAAAACAAGUUGCAAAUUAAUAAUGAGGACUUCUACCUUUUCCUUUUUUCUUUCAAUCUCUUUAUUCAAUUGCUUUGCCCUCUCCUUGAAUUCCAUCACAGAUAAACAAUCACUUAUUUUCUUCAAAAACUCCAUCACUUCCGACCCUUAUGCUAUCUUGAGCACCAACUGGUCCCAAAACACAUCAGUUUGUAGUUGGAUAGGUGUGUCGUGCACCCUCAAACACGGCCGUGUCACUGCUCUCGAUCUCUCUCGAUACGACCUUGCUGGAACCGUUGCUCCACAUCUUGGAAAUCUAACAUUUCUAAGAUAUUUGGAUAUUAGUUCCAACAGUUUCACAGGGAGGUUACCCUUUGAACUCUCUAAGCUGCGUCGUUUGAAGGUGAUGAAUGUGGGAGCGAAUUCAUUCACCGGAGAAACACCAACAUGGUUGGGCAGUUUACCUCCACUUGAGGAACUCUAUCUAUACAAUAACUCUUUCUUAGGUACAAUUCCUGAGUCCUUGUUUAACAAUUCCAAGCUACAAAUAUUACAGUUGUAUAGUAAUAAGUUGAGUGGGUACAUACCACAUGGUAUAUUCAAGGGGUCUUCACUUAGUGAUAUUAGAAUUAGAAAUAAUAGCCUAUCAGGUUGGCUCCCAAUUGAUAUGUGCAACAAUAUGCCCAACAUCAAAUUCUUGUCACUCUCUCAUAACCAACUUGAAGGGCAGAUUCCCUCAAAUAUAUGGAAAUGCACACAUCUUGAGGUCUUGUCAUUAUCCUUCAACAAUUUCAGUGGAAACAUCCCAAGUGAAGUUGGAAGAUUGAACAUGCUUACAGAGUUGUACUUGGGGUACAAUAGUGGUUUUCAAGGAGGCGUUCCAUCGGAAAUAGGGAAUCUUUCAAGGCUAGAGAUGUUAAAUAUUGACAGUGCUUCUCUAACAAGAGAUAUUUCAUUUUCAUUCUCCAACAUGUCUUCCCUGACAAUGUUGAGUUUAUCUGACAAUGGUUUGACAGGAAGUAUCCCAACUUUUAAAAAUCUUCAAGAAUUGUAUCUCUAUAACAACAAGUUCACAGGACUUAUUCCUCAAAAUAUCUGGAAGUGCAAAAAUCUUGAGAUCUUGAACUUAGACCACAACAAUCUCAGUGGCAACAUCCCUCAUACAAUUGGAAAUAUGAGCAUGCUUAGAGAGUUGGACUUAGCUUGGAACCAUUUCACAGGUGAAUUACCACAAAAGAUUGGCACUCUACCAAUACUUGAGAGAUUCUAUGUGCUUGGCAAUUCCUUAUACGGAUCGAUCCCAUCUUCCAUAUUCAACAUAUCAACUUUGAAGGGUUUAGGAGUUACAUAUAAUGAGUUUUCAGGAACUCUUCCAUCAGAUCUGGGGAACUCACUAAUCGAUCUUGAAGAGCUCCUUUUGGAUUCUAACAGACUCAGUGGCUCAAUUCCAAGCACCAUCGCCAAUGCUUCUAAACUUACCCUCUUGGAGAUGGCUGAAAACUCAUUUAGUGGCUCUAUACCCUACUUCGGUAAUUUGAAGCUCCUACAAUCACUUCUCCUUUCGGAAAACAAUUUGAGUGGAGCAGAAUUCACAACUCAGGAAUUAACAUUUCUCUCUUCGUUAACUAAUUGUCGACAUCUGAAGUACCUGGCAGUAUAUAACAAUCCACUUAAUGGCAUCCUACCCGCUUCACUAGGAAAUUUUUCCUCAUCUCUUGAGAUGUUUGACGUAACAAACUCGGGCAUCACGAGUGUCAUUCCUUCUGAAUUAUGAAACUUAAGCAGUUUGCUAGCUCUAAUUUUGUCUAGAAAUCAGCUGAGUGGCCUCAUUCCACCAACAAUUGGGAAAAUGAAGCAACUCCAAAUACUACACCUUGAUGGCAAUCAAUUGGUAGGGUCUAUCCCUAACCAACUUUGCCAAAUGAAUCAUUUGGGGGAGUUGGGCCUAAGCAUGAACAAGCUUGUGGGUCCCAUACAUGAAUGCUUGGGUGGUGUUAAAUCCUUGAGAGUCAUCAACUUAGGUUCCAACCAAUUGAACUCAACCAUCCCUCCUAACUUUUGGACUCUCACAGACCUUCUGACUUUGAGCUUGUCCUCCAAUCAUUUGAGCGGUCAAUUGUCAUCUAAACAUGGCAACUUCAAGUUACUUAGCUCUUUGGACUUGUCUUCUAAUCAAUUUUCAGGUGAUAUUCCCACCUCAAUUGAUGGUUGCCAAACACUAGAGUUUCUUAACUUAUCAAAUAAUUUUCUCAGUGGAUCCAUUCCUCAAUCCUUGGUAAAGGUUAAAGGUUUGAAAAUAUUGGAUUUAUCUUACAAUAAUCUUUCUGGAUCAAUACCCAAGUCCUUAGAAGACCUCCUCUCUCUUGAAACUUUUAAUAUUUCCAACAACAAAUUGGAGGGAAAAAUUCCAGAUGGUGGUUGUUUUCGUAACUUCAGUGCACCGUCUUUUUCCAACAACUUAGCUUUGUGUGGUAAAAUAACAUUUCAAGUUCCAGCCUGCCUAGAAAAUCAUCAUCGAUCAUGGUUAAAGAAACUCAUAGUGCCAUUAGUGAUUUUGGCUGUAAUUGUGGUGAUUGCAAUGCUUGCUCUCGUAAAGAUGCGUAAAC
Molecule: messenger RNA, 2653 nt
Organism: Salvia splendens (bonfire salvia)
Lineage: Eukaryota; Viridiplantae; Streptophyta; Magnoliopsida; Lamiales; Lamiaceae
Product: receptor kinase-like protein Xa21
Exons: 4
Coding region: 67-1821 (584 amino acids)
Molecular function (GO): protein binding
Source: RefSeq, a predicted model, not a curated record